GGGCGUGGAGACUGACUGCAGGAGCCGCGGAGCCGGCGUUGGAGCGGUGCGGCCCGGAGCGGGCGGCGGAGACAAAGGCGACGAUAGGGCCAACUUUGAGCGGGUGGAUUUUUGAAUGAAACCUGGAAACCAAACGAGAAGGAAUCUUCAAGGAACAAUUUCUAAUAAUGAGUCUGCAUAGUCAUCUGUAUGUAUGAUGUGGUGUAUUCUCAACCCAGAUAUAGCUGAAUGAGUGGCUCCGUUGAUGAGGAGUGGCUAUCUGCUAUCCUCCCUGGGUCAAGACAGCUGCUUUAUACCUUCUUGCUAGUUCAGAAACACAUCUCUGGAACCAGAAGCAAAGAAAGGAAACAGUUUGACUCUUUAAGUUGUCUCCGUAAAGAUAUUUGACUUCCAAGAAUAAAGCCACAGUACAGUAAAACUAUCAGUUUGAUGAACAGUCCUCAUACCAAGGGUCCUACAUACCUUGGUGGGGUUUUCUAAAUUGAGAUUUGGAACCUUCAUUGGUGCUCAUUUCUGUCUUGGACUGUAAGCAUGAGUGAAUUCUGGUUGUGUUUCAAUUGCUGCAUUGCGGAACAGCCUCAGCCUAAAAGGCGACGACGUAUUGACCGAAGUAUGAUUGGAGAGCCAACAAACUUUGUCCACACGGCUCAUGUGGGAUCAGGAGACCUGUUCAGUGGGAUGAAUUCCGUUAGCUCCAUUCAGAACCAGAUGCAGUCCAAAGGUGGCUAUGGAGGUGGGAUGGCUGCCACCGCACAGAUGCAGCUGGUGGACACGAAGGCCGGAUAGCCCUGGCUCCUGCCCUGCUCCUGUCAUUAUGAAUCUAUUAUUUCUGUCCACUGUUCUAUAAUUUUUUGUCUUGUGAUUGCAUUUCUUUUAUUUUUAAUUAUAAAAAAGAAGUGUGACGGCAGCCUGUUCACCCACCCGUGAUUCUCCAGUGAGACAUUACUGUUCUGCUCUGAAGACGAUACCGCCAGGCGACCCUGCAUUUCCUUCAACUGGCGUGCAUGCCUUUGGACUCUGGACAGAGUUCUUUGGAUUGUAGCUGAACUUUCGAUGUUUAAUCAACAUGGAUCUUAUCUUAGCAUGAUCUGUUUUGCGAAUGCUAGCACCAUUUUGCGAUUUUUCCAUUUUAAACGUUUUCUUUCUGCCUCCAACCCUCUGCCUUAUGAUUUUACUGGUAAGCAAGAACCUGCUGUUAUUUGCUAACUUAUCACCUUUGUGUAUAUUUUGGAAGGUAUGAGACCCACAAGCACAACGAUCAUUGCCUUUGUUUGGAGCUUGGGCCGGAUAGACCUCUGUGUUACAUGGAGUUGCUCUGAUGGGAACCCAGGUGGUGCUAAAGCCAGGCAGCUCUGUGCUGCCCUGGGCCGAGAGGACCUGCUGCAAUUGAGGAAAUUUAGCUGUGGCACUGAGUCACAUGAGUUUCACAGAAAAAGACGACUGUGUAGCUCAUGUCGGAAGUAUGGCUUUCGGUCUAUUUGAGUAGAACUGAAGUAAGAGAAAAGCUUGUUUCCUGAGGCUGUCAUUUGGUUGCCCACGUUGAGUGUAUUUAUUUAGAGAGCAAGGGCCUGUGAUUGUGACUCAGGUGACUGUGCAUCUGAGUGGGGCCGGAAAUGCUCAUGCAGCCUUGUUCUGAGCGUCUCCGUUCUUUGUGAACUUGUCACUUUUAUCUUUGUUUCAUGUUUAAUAUUUUGGUAUCCAGUUGUUCCUGCCAGCAGUGUGUUGAACUUCUGUCCUCAGCAUCUCACUGCAACCGGCAGUCACUGGGCUUCUGGAUUCAACAUAUUUGAAGGCCAUGGAAGUUGCCAAGAGCAACACAGUGACCUGGUGAAUCACUGCCAGUGAGAACAACCUGUGCACUGACACUUUAGGGUGUUGGUAAGAAACCUUUGCGCAGGUUCAAAACGGUUGCAUCUUUCAUAAGUUUUUUGUUGAAACCUGAUGUGCAGUUCAGGCCUAGGACUGGCUUGGAUAGGAGUGACACAUGGGACUCAGUGGAAAACGUUAAGAGGGUUGAGGUCAGAGUGGAGGGGACAGCAGUCCUUUCCCUGUUGUCUCAUUCGCCUCUUGUCCCUCACUUUGUCCCUUUCUUGUGAAAUAGGCAGCAAGAAAUGCUAGGUUUACCGAGGUAAAAACAGAAGCAAUACUCUCCAGCAGAUAGGCACCAGCUGAUUCAGUGCUUGUAUUUCACAGUUUUGAGCCUUCAUAGGUGUUGAUCACAAACACAGGGAGAGUGUUUCAAGGGAAAACAUUCUGCAUUUUAAUAACUUGUAAGGUUUAAUUCAUCUGUUGUCUUUGAUUCACCUGUGGACACUGCAUUCUGGAAUCUGCCUGAGAACCACUGUCACUCUGUUCUGCUGGGGUCAGUUUCCUGCCAGGAACACUGAUGUCUGCACACGCUUUAAGAUGGACUGGAUUUUCUUGGCAUUAUCUGCUCUGAUGCGUUUUGACUUUUAAAAUUAGUACACUUUUAUUGUCCUAUAAUUCCCAGAACAGCAGUAUAGGGAACGAUUGUCCCUUUUCCCAACUUGGAAUUUUAUUCUUGUUCCAGUCGCUGUCAUUUUUGGUGCUCCAAGAGCAGCGUGUCUUGGAACCUGUCAUGGUAAGUGAGAGGUCUUCAGCCUCUCACUGUUCUGCUGCUGCCACUAAUGUCACAGCACAGCACUGACACUGCACACGAGCACAGGCCAGUAGCACCUGGGAAGGGCCCUGGAGAAUCAAGAUCGAAGAAAAACACAAAGGCUAACCUUGGACGGGAGCCUAUUGUGCAGGCCCUGGGGUGUCGGCGGUGUGGAGGGAGGCAGACUUUCCACCUUCAGAUAUGGAACUGUAAGCUCCCUACCAACCUAUCUUAUUUUUAAAUUAAAGCUAAUAAGAUUUUCAUAUCAGAACCCAUUCUAAACAUGUGUAACAACUGGUAAGCAAGACACAGAAUGAAGAUUUACUCACACAGGUUCUGUUAAGAUUUGCAUUCUGUAAAAGAGGUACUUUCCCACGGUGCAGCACGGAGUGGCUGGAGGCACAGAGUGGGGAUGCUGGCUGUGUGAGCUGGACCCCACAGUGCGUGUGAGGCCUGAUCAGCGCACCUCGAGAAACACUCCGAGUACACGAGCGUUCACUGUUGCUGGAUUACAGCUGUUCCAUCAUAGAGAACAAGUUUGCCUUGAUUUUGUUUCAAAUGACUUCUGUGCAGCAUCCAGAAGAUAGAAUUGACAUAUUUUUAUAAUUAUUAUAAGCAUACUUUUUUGUACAUUGUGUUCAUUCUUGAAUAAAGUGAGUUCAGUGUUGGCUUGUAGAUAUUAAAAAGAAUUGAUUUUGAUUCAAUAAAUGUUUUC
Molecule: messenger RNA, 3335 nt
Organism: Castor canadensis (American beaver)
Lineage: Eukaryota; Metazoa; Chordata; Mammalia; Rodentia; Castoridae
Gene: Cdc42se2
Product: CDC42 small effector 2
Biological process (GO): regulation of Rho protein signal transduction
Cellular component (GO): plasma membrane
Molecular function (GO): small GTPase binding
Source: RefSeq, a predicted model, not a curated record